Prorocentrum cordatum is the source of this 3501-nucleotide messenger RNA. NCBI's taxonomy places the organism in Eukaryota, Dinophyceae, Prorocentrales, Prorocentraceae. The record is from the annotation of a GenBank genome assembly.
AUGGCGUGGAUCGCGAGCGCAGCGUGGCAAGCAUUGACAGAUUUGUGGCACCAUCCACCGAGCCUGGAUCCUGCGACGGUCAAUAGGGUUGUGCGCUUCUUGGUCGACAGCGUGGUGGGCGUUGGUCUCUUUUUCCUGAAUGCGGGCACAGCUGUGAUCUCUGGGGUCGCCGCCGCCUUGCUGCGCGGGGUAGGCCUCUUCUUUGUCACUUCGGUCACGCUGGCUGGAACCUCGGUCAUGGUCAUUGUCUUCGUGUGGUUGUGGAUGCAGGCAGGGCCGCUCUUGCGAAACAACAUGGCGCUGAACGGCGUUACUCAGCUUCAGGCGGCGACUGCAAGGGCCCGGCUGGUCGCGGGGUGCUUCGUCGUGAUCCCCUGGACGGGAGUCAUUUUCCAGGUCGCAGGAAUGGUGUUCAGCCCGCUCGCGUCAGGUGACGAAGCAGCUAUCCUGUCGCUCGGCUCCUUUGCUACAGCGUUGUGCGGCCUUCUCUAUUUUGCAGGAGUCUCGGGGGUCAGGGGAUUCAUAAUGAGGUCCAAGAGGGCGACGGGAGCAAGGGUGUUGUCAGUCAUGCAGCGCGUUUCCAUGAUUUCGGCGCCGGCCCUGCACCUCGGAUUGAUGCAUUCGUCAGAUGUCGUGAGGCGCCUCAUCCAGGAGAAGAUCAGAAUCGAGAUGUUCCACAUCGCGGCGAAUUCCACCGUGGCCGAAGUGAACGCAGCCGUUACGAACCACUUGAACGCUUCCAAUUUUGCGAUGGUGGUGACCUCGCCUCCCCAGGCCUUUGCUAUGAUCGUCGCUACCAUCCUGGUUGCCAUUUGGUUGAUGGGCGUGCCCAAUGCGCUCGCAAUAGCGACGGCGCUGAUUGGUCAAGCGGUUCGAUCUGGCUCAUUCGCUACAGCUGCCGCGAUAGACCAGGAGGCUCAGGACAUCACUCAGUGGCUCACCUGGCAGACGAGUGCGGGAGCUAUUAUUCGCAGCGACUGGCUAGCUGGCGACUUGGACGCAAAGCAAUGGGCUUGCAUGAUUUGGCCUGCGGCGCACAGCGCUAAGGCCAACAACGAGAGGGAAACGAAGGCGCUCGAGAGCAAUCUCAACUGGGUGGCUAAGCUCGUCUUUCCUGGCAAGGAAACGUCCGUUCAGGUGCGGAAUCACGUGAGCGGGGCGUUCAUGGAAUGUUCCAUACUCCGAUUCGUGAAGGAAGGGGUUGUGGCGCCAUCGUUGCUCGGCGCGAAGUGGAACAGCACGGUCAGAGAACCCAUGAACGCGGUCAUUUCGAUACUCUUUUUCGGAGGCAUCCGGCGGUCGUCAAUUGAAGCUUCGGCUGAUGCGUCUGCCAACGAAGAGCUCUGGGCACCCUGCGCGCGCACCGUGAAUGGCCUCGGGAGCUUCUCGGUGGACAAAACCACUGGCAACCAGGCUGAUUUCGUCGAAGGCGCUGUGGGCGGCGGUCUCGAUGAAGCAUGGACGAAGAGCAUGCUGGACGGCGCAAAGGAAUGCCCGGAUCCUCGCACCUUCGUCAUCUGGAUGAAUCUCCACAACGUCGUGUUCUCGAAGAAGAAGCUGCAGAAAAAUAUCAUCCUCCUCCAAGGGCCUCCGGCAGUCGCUGGUUACCCGAGCAUAGGGGACGCUGUGGGCGCUGCGAUCUUCCGGGAUGGGACCGAGAUGAGGGCGGCGUCAGGAGCAGAGGUUACUGGGAGCUGGCUGGGACAGAUCCAAUCGGUCAUGGUCACUCACGGCGGCACACCAGCCAACGUGACGUUCGGGCAGAUCUCCGGCAACGCGCUGAAUCAGGGCCACGGAGUGAAAGACGACGCAACCACGCAAUCGAUGUGCGCGGCGAUCCAGGCUGGGUCCUUGACGGCUAUCACAGGACGCCCCAUGGCCACGCCAGUGCCGGUGGUCAGCCACGUGACGGGGAGUGUCUACGUGCCGAUGGCUGACGCUAUCAAGGACGUUUUUGCGACGGCGACGGGCCUUCCGGCGUUCCACAUGCCGCCGGGUGGAACGAGCUGGCCGGUGGUGCCGCGCUUGCCCACUGGCUCAAAACAGUUCCUUGUGGGGACGGAACUGAUGCUCAACGCGGGGCACGCGGGUAUCCCGCCGCGGCGGCUGGAGGCUUCACAGAGGCCCAGGGCUGCGCAGGAACGGUCGGGCGCGCCCGCCGAUGGCGGCGCCGCAGGGGAGGCGCCGCCGCCGCCGGAGGCGCACACGUUGAUACCGUCGCCCCAGCUGCACUUCAACGCGCCGCCGCGCCGGCAGUUCCUGGAGCUGCGCAGCUCGGCCCCGGACCUGGAAGAGGCGGCCGUGCAGGCCGAGGACUGCGGCGGCCGCGGCGGCCGGCACCAGGAGCGCGGCAGGCGCGCGGGCCGGCACCAGGACCGGCGGAAGACCGAGAGCCAGGGCGACCCACAGGCGACCGACGGCGAGCCGGGGGGGGCCAGCGGCAGGCACCGGAGGAAGGGGCAGCAGUCCCGGCGGAAGCCCUCCACCCGCACCCUGCUCCGCGACGAGUUCGCCAUGCGGCAGGAGCCAGACGAUGAGAGCGCCGAGGCCGACUCGUCCAGCACCGACGGCGGCGCCUGCCCCGACGCGUCGGACGGUCGUCUUGGCCACGAAGGGGAUAGUGGCCGCUGUAUCAGCGAAGCGAGCAACCACGUCAUGCGCAUGGAGCCCCUCAUCAUGCAGCUGGAGCAGCAUGACCAGGCGCUGCGCUUGCUGACGGCGGACCAGGCUUCGCCGCCGUCCGCCAGCGAGGAUCUGUCCGACUCCUCCGCGCGCCUCGUCGGCCUCCAGAGCACCGAUCCUCUCGGCGCCCUCUGGGGCUUCCUUGGGCCGCCUGGCACCCAGACGGAGAGGCCGGCGGGGAACACCGCCGCAGAGGGCUCCUCCCAGGCCCCGCUGGUCGAGAGGCUGGUGCGGGAGCUCAGCACGCCCACCAACAUGGAUCGCAUGCACCGGGCGCUGGAGAGCAGGGGGAGCAGCCCCUCCACUCGGUCAAGCUCUGCUUCCUCGGGCACGCGCGCGCGGGCAAGACCUCCACGCUGCUGUCGCUGGCUGGCGGCAGCUUCGACCCGCAGCAGCCAAGUACACACGGCGUGGACACGCGGACCUGCACGCUGGCCACGCAGCUGCUGCAGGCCGCCUCGGAGGCGGAGGGCGCCGCCCGCGAGCCGUGGGGCGAGCUGGAGGGCGCGCGCAGCGUGGGGGACCUCCUCGAGGAGAGCGCGUGGCGCUGACAGUGGCGCGGAAGCUCUCCGGCACUCCGCGACGCGCGCGGGAGGUGCCCAGCAGCGGCGAGGAGGCCGCGGCAGCGGGCGCCCCCGCGGUUCCAUUGCCCAGAGAAGAGGAGAGCAUCCAGGGCGGCUCGCGGCGGCGGGAGGUACUCAAGAUGCCCGUGGACCUCAUCGCGGCCGAGCUCUGGGCGAGGAGGGCCAGCCGAUGGGCGGCGCGGACGAGGGCCAGCCGACAGUGAUGCAGACGUGGGACUUCGCCGGCCAGGAAUAG